AUGUCCUUUUUCGGCUUGGACGCAAUUCCAGCCGAGGGCGCUAAGGCCCAGGAGUUUGAUCUCUCCAACGCCGCCGCCUACGACGACCUCGCUGGAAAGAUUGUGGAGGACAAUGACGACCUCAAUGACGAGACUUUUGGCGACUUCAACGCCUCAGCUCUCGACAAGGACUUUGAUUUUGCAGGCCAGACUGCUCGCGUUGCUGACACCAUCGACGAAGAACAGUUUGUCUUUAACCGUUCAAACAGAAGUCUUCAACCUUCGGUAGUCUCUGCUGCUGCUGUUUCUGCAGCUGCCGCAACUACAAACCCUCAAACAAUGUCAUUUGCAGCUGCUGCCGCCGCUGGGGGACCUGCUACUUCCGUUCCUCAGUACAAGUCAUCGCCUUCAGUCCAAGCUCGCAACUUCCAGCCUAUCCCUGGUCUUUGGGGGUCUCCCUCAGGAACUUCUUCUACCGCUGGCUCUGCCCUAGCCAAGCAACAGCAAGAUCUUUCUGAACCUCCUAAGGCAAACAAAAUGCUGUCAGUUGAAGAACUCGAGGCUCAGAUGAUGGCGGCUUCCACUCAGGCUCCUCCUCAGCAGCAAAAUAUGUUUUAUGGAGCUCCCGUCCCAGGCCAAUACGGAUACCAACAGGCACCACCUCAGCAACAACCUCAGUACCCUCCCGGUAUGGCUGGAUUCCCGGGCCAGUAUGCCCCUGGUCCCGCUGGUCCGUUUCUCCAGGAUCCUGCUAUUCUUAAUAACCCCAUGGGUGGAUACCCUCCUGCUCAGCCGCCUUAUAUCCAGCAACCUCAGCAGCAGCAGCAACAACAACAGCAGCAGUUCCCGCAACAGCAACAACAACAACAACCCCAGCAACAGCAACAGCAGCCUCAGCCUCAGCCUCAGCCUCAGCAACAACAGCAACAGCAACAGCAGCCUCCUCUGCAGCCUACUUCGGCAGGUGUUGCUCAGCUUUUUGCAAAUCAACCCCCUCAACAGCCUCUUGCUCAAUCCAUCCCCCAGCAAGAUCUUCAACAGCAACAACAGCAGCAGCAGCAGCAACCUACUCAGCCUUCAGUCGAUGGUGAAACCCCACCUUAUAAUCUUAAUGUCUCCCGGAACCCCAUCCCAUCUCUUGCCCAAGUUAUGAUGGAAGACAUGUCGAAGAAUGACGCUGAGAAUGACCGCUUGCUUAAAAAGAGUCGCCGCAUUGCUCAGCAAUACAAGUACAACAACUUGAUGACAGCCUACGACAAGAGCCUGAUUACCCGUAUCCAACUUAAUCGUGUGGUCACGGAGGACCCCUUCAACGAGGACUUUUAUUACGUUGUGUCGUCCCAAAUUCAGGCUCGUUCUAAUCCUCAGCAACCCCUCAACUCGUUUGCAAAGACAUACCUGUUCCAGCGCGGCAACCAGCGUGGUGGUGGUGGCUUUUACUUUGGCGGUGGUGGCAACAAUAGCCGCUACGGCCGUAACCGUCACCAAGACAAUCCUCUCCAGCGUAUGCAGCAGCAAGUGCAGCAGGCUGUGGCAUAUGCACGCGAACAUCCUCAAAAGGAGCAGAUUUCUUUGGAAGGUGCUCUUGGUAAGAUUUCGCUUAGUAACAGCAAAAAGCCACGCCAGGCUUUGGUUCUCAAGAAACUGACUACCAAGGCCGGUACUAAUGCUGGAGAUGAGCAAGCUGCUCCCAAAGACUUGAGAAGCUUGUUGGUUUUGGUUGAAGACAUUUACUCUACCUUGCUUGAAAUUGAGUCAAUUGAGCGAUCUAAGUCCCAGCCCCAAUCCCAAUCCCAAUCUCAAUCCCAACAGCAGUCUCAACAACAAGCUCCUCAGCAGGAAGAGUCUGAGCAGCCUCAGGAGUCUACUGAAGAAGAUCCUGUGGACUGGGAUGCCCGGUUACAAGUACAAUACCACAAGCUCUGGGAUCAACUCGAACUUGUUGCUCUCGAGCCAGAGGAUAAUCGCAAUGUUGUCGGUAACCCGUUUAUUGAGAUUCUGCGCCAUAAUAAGGGCAAGCGCUUGAUUCCACGUAUCUUUAGACACUUGAACCUGACACAAAGACUGACCAUUUUGACCCGCAUCAUUAACCAUCUCGAUACCCUUGAUGUUAUUCAAGAUGGCGUUUAUCUUGAUGGUGAAGACCUGAAGCCUCACGCCAAGGAGUCUGUGGAUAACUUUUUGCAAUCCGUUCUGCCGCCUCUUGUCCAACUCAUUUCUGAGUCUGAAUUUGGCGUUGUUAUUGGUUUGCUUGAGAUUUUGCAGACAUCAAACGACAUUGUUCACGUAGCCAAGACCAAGAUUGGUUUGUCUAUCUUGACAGUUCUCAUUUCGCAAGCCGAGUACAUUUCUCAACAAGAUGCCGAGCACCAACCCGUUGACGAAACAGACUUGGCCAGUUGGAAGGCCACUUUUGACGCUCUCUUCCAGUCCCUUCAAGGCCACCUUGCAUCACUCUUCCCUCCCCGCCGUGUUGACGACUCUUAUGUGUGGCACUUUUUGGCGUCAUUGGCUGUUGCUGCCAGUCUAGACCAUCAGCGUGUGAUUGUUGAUGAGGUACGUGAAAAGAUUUUUGGCGUCAUGGCAGAGGCCAAGGCAUUACCACCGGAAAUGGGUCUCCAGAAGAUUGGCAAUUUGAAUUUGUUUUUGAAUGUCAUGGGUCUCAAUGCAACUACCACGGAAAUUGGGCAAAUGUCGUGA
Molecule: messenger RNA, 2679 nt
Organism: Magnusiomyces paraingens
Lineage: Eukaryota; Fungi; Ascomycota; Dipodascomycetes; Dipodascales; Dipodascaceae
Exons: 1
Coding region: 1-2679 (892 amino acids)
Biological process (GO): P-body assembly; deadenylation-dependent decapping of nuclear-transcribed mRNA
Cellular component (GO): P-body
Molecular function (GO): RNA binding
Source: RefSeq, a predicted model, not a curated record